This is a messenger RNA of Leucoraja erinaceus (little skate), 10848 nucleotides long. RefSeq lists its product as uncharacterized. Gene Ontology annotation, biological process: homophilic cell-cell adhesion. Gene Ontology annotation, molecular function: calcium ion binding. NCBI's taxonomy places the organism in Eukaryota, Metazoa, Chordata, Chondrichthyes, Rajiformes, Rajidae. Gene Ontology annotation, cellular component: plasma membrane. The record is from RefSeq and is a predicted model, not a curated record.
GAGGAGAAAAGCAAGCAGUACGCGUUUAGAUCGUGAAUCCAAGAUGAGAAGGUUAAACGUUGUGCGUUUAAGCUUUUAAAAGGUACAUACAUUGUUGAAUUGUUUGCUGGUAAAUCGCACUGAGCAGUUUAUUGAAGCUGCCGCCCGGGUUUGGAAAAUAAUUGAACGCGGAAAAUGGCGAAUCCGGCGUUCGACAACGCCAUUGCGUUCAGUCGGGUUGCCUUCAUGAUUCUGGGGUACGUAACGGGAUUGAUUCUUGGGCAGAUUCGGUACUCCAUUCCGGAGGAAAUGAAAAUAGGGUCGUUUAUUGGGAAUAUCGCCGAAGAUUUGAGACUGAAUUUCCCGCAAUUGUCGGCUCGUGAAUUGCGUCUAACCUCCGAUGAUGGCGAACAAUAUCUGAACGUUAACGUGGAGAAUGGGAUUUUGUCUGUUCGUGAACAAAUCGACAGGGAGCAUAUUUGUGGAGAAGCAACCGUGUGUAAUAUACCUUUUGAAAUCAUACUGGAAAACCCUGUGGUGGUGUAUCGCGGGGUUGUGGAAAUUGUUGACGUGAAUGACAAUUCCCCCACGUUUCGGAACACCAGCUUUGUCUUACAAAUAUCCGAGGCGAUGACGCCUGGUUUACGCAUCCGCCUCGAAAAUGCCCAGGAUCCCGAUAUUGGUAUAAAUACCGUGGCUGCUUACACAAUCAGUUCCAAUGAAUACUUUAGCCUAAAUGCGCAGAAAACUGAGUAUGGUGUUGUAAAUGCAGAGCUACAGUUAGAGAAACCAUUGGACAGAGAGCUGCAGUCAGCCUUUCAGCUUGUUCUCACUGCGAACGACGGCGGAAACCCUCAGCGAUCCGGCACAACUCAAAUUCUCAUCACUGUGGUGGACGUGAACGACAAUCCACCUGUAUUCUAUCAUCAAAUUUAUAAAGCUAGAUUGAGAGAAGACGCACCCCAAGGUACCUUGGUGGUGAAAGUCAAAGCAAGUGACUUGGAUGAAGGAUUAAAUGCUGAGCUAACCUAUUCUUUCAGCAGCCUAGUUUCACCGAGAUUUCUCCGAUUGUUCAGUUUGAACCCUUACACCGGGGAGAUUCGUGUUGAAGGAGAGUUAGAUUAUGAACAAGCAAACAGCUAUUCUCUGAAUAUUCAAGCUGAGGAUCACGGAUCACCUGCAGUUAUUGGGCACUCCAAGGUCUUACUCGAGGUAAUUGAUAUAAACGACAAUGCACCAGAGAUAAAAGUGAAAUCAUUUAAGAAUAAAAUUCCGGAAAAUGUUCCACCGGGAACGAUGAUAACAUUGAUUAACGUCAUUGAUCGCGACUCUGGUGAAAACGGACAGUUUCUAUGUGAUAUUCCGAAAAAUACACCUUUUAGUCUUCGAACGUCAUCGAAAAAUCAUUACGAGUUGAUUACCAGUGAGCCGCUGGACCGUGAAGCUGUCUCUGAGUAUAACAUAAAUAUUGUAGCUCGGGACUUUGGGUUGCCUUCACUGUCAAGAAUAAAUAAAACCAUCCAGAUUGCAAUAUCUGAUGUAAACGACAAUGCCCCACGGUUUAGUGACUUAUCCUACAACGCAUAUGUUAUGGAGAAUAACGCUCCGGGUACCUCUACUUUCGCAGUAACUGCAACAGAUCCAGAUUUGUACCAGAAUUCUUAUGUUACGUACACCUUUCAGGAGGACCUAAUCCAGAAGUUACCAGUGUCCAGUUACCUCAGCAUUAACUCAAUUAACGGCACAAUUUACGCGUUGCGUUCCUUUGAUUAUGAGAAACUCAAGAGCUUCCAGAUCCAUGUACAAGCCCGUGACGCCGGGGCGCCUCCGCUAAGCAGCAGCGCCACGGUGAAUGUGAUCAUCCUGGAUCAAAAUGACAACGCGCCGGUAAUUGUUUCACCUUCAGAAAAGAGUAGAUCAGCAGCAACGGAGAUCGUGCCCCACUCAGCGGGUCAAGGGCACUUGGUCACCAAGAUAAUGGCAACGGAUGCAGAUACUGGUCAGAAUGCACGGCUCUUUUAUCAGAUAGUGAAAUCUACCGAUCCCACUUUGUUCACGGUUGGGCAAAAUUCCGGUGAAAUUAGAACAGCGCGCAGUAUUUCUCAGUCGGAUGCUAUUACACAAACGCUGUUAAUCUUGGUUAAAGACAAUGGGCAGCCAACUCUCUCCAGCACAACAACAAUGCACAUUACUGUUUUGGAGAACAUCACUGAAAACGUUUCUGAAAAUGAUCAGUUAUUGAGAAGCUCAGUUAAUUUCUCCGACUUAAAUAUGUAUUUGAUCAUCAUGUUCGGUUGCACUUCCGCUCUCUUUCUAAUGAUUAUCAUUAUGCUCAUUGGCAUUAAAUGCAAGCAGAGCAUGAGUAUCACCCGGGAAUAUAAUUCAAGACGUUUUUGUUACAAUGGCGGGAGUUCUCGCGACACCGUUACUCGAAGAUCUGAAAUGGAAGAAACGUUACGGUAUCCUGGGACUAGCCGGAUGGUCCGCGUGCCGGAAGCCAACCAUUACUCAGUUUGUUUGUCUCCUGAAUCAGCGAAGAGCGGUUUUCUCUUUUUAAAGCCAUGCAGCGCUCCGAUAGCUCAGAACAGAAUUCAUCGCGGAAUAAUGGCGAAUCUGGCGCUCGGCAGCGCCAUUACGUUCAGUAGGUUUGCUUUCUUUAUUUUGGGAUGUACCACUGGUCUUAAUUUCGGACAAAUUCGCUAUUCUAUUCCAGAGGAAAUGAAGAUAGGUGCUUUUGUUGGGAAAAUCGCUGAAGAUUUGAGAUUGAAUAUAUUGCAAUUGUCGGCUCGUAAAUUGCGACUAACCUCCGAUGAUGGCGGACAUUAUCUGAAGGUUAAUUUGGAGAACGGGAUUUUGUCUGUUCGUGAAAGAAUCGACAGGGAGCUUCUUUGUGACCAAAAACCUGUGUGCACUAUACCUUUUCAACUAAUACUGGAAGCACCUAUGGUGGUGUAUCGUGGGGAAGUGGAGAUUCUUGAUGUAAAUGACAAUCCCCCCACAUUCCAGGAUAGCAGCAUUGCCUUGCAGAUAUCCGAAGCGAUUGCACCUGGUGCGUGCUUUCCCCUCAAGAGCGCUAAUGAUCCAGAUAUUGGACUAAAUACUGUCGUUUCUUACACGAUCAGUUCCAACGAAUAUUUUAUUCUAAAAUCGCAGAGAAUUGCUCCCGGUGUGGUAAAUGCCGAGUUACAGUUAGAUAAACCAUUGGACAGGGAGCUGCAGGUAGACUUGCAUCUAGUACUGACGGCGAUUGAUGGCGGGACACCUGAGAGAUCUGGCACAACUCAGAUUCUCAUUACUGUAGGGGACGUGAACGAUAACCCACCAGUAUUUCAGCAUGAAAUUAACAAGGUCAGCGUAAGAGAAAACGCACCCCAAGGUACCGUGGUACUGAAAAUCAGAGCAAGUGAUUUGGACGAAGGUUUGAAUGCUGAAUUAACAUAUUCUUUCAGCAACGUUGCUUCAGCAAGAGAUCUCAAAUCGUUUCGUUUGGAUCCUUAUACAGGGGAGAUUAGGGUUCAUGGAGGAAUAGAUUUUGAAGAAUCAAACAGUUAUUCUCUGAAUUUGCAAGCUGUGGACCACGGAUCACCUGCAAUCAGCGGGCACGCUCAAGUCUUGAUCGAUAUAAUUGAUGAAAACGACAAUGCACCCGAGAUAAAAGUGACACCUGUUGUGAGGAAUGUCCCAGAAAAUGCUCCACCGGGAACUUUAGUAACUUUGAUCAAUGUUAUUGAUCGCGACUCUGGAGAAAACGGCCAAUUUCAAUGUAACAUCGCGACAAAUCUUCCCUUUAGACUUCGAACGUCAUCGAAAAAUCAUUAUGAGUUGAUAACAAGUGAACCGUUGGAUCGUGAAGCUGUCGCUGAGUAUAAAGUACGUUUUAUUGCUCAGGAUUUUGGGUCGCCUUCUCUAUCAAGAAAUAAAACCAUCCAGAUUACAAUAUCUGAUGUAAACGACAACGCCCCGCGUUUUGCUGAACUAUCCUACAACUUAUACGUGAUGGAGAAUAACGCUCCGGGUGCUUCUAUUUUCGCAAUAACUGCAACGGAUCCAGAUCUGGACCAGAAUUCUUAUGUUUCAUACUCCUUGCAGGACGAUAUUAUACUGGACUUGCCUGUGUCCACUUACCUCAGCAUUAACUCAAUUAACGGCACCAUUUACGGGCUGCGCUCUUUUGACUAUGAAAAACGUAAAAACUUCCAGAUCCGUGUACAAGCCCGUGACGCCGGGAUGCCUCCAUUAAGCAGCAGCGCCACGGUGAAUGUGAUCAUUCUGGAUCAAAAUGACAACCCUCCGGUAAUUGCUUCUGAACAGAGUGGAUCAGCAGUAGCGGAGAUCGUGCCCCAGUCAGCUGGCCAAGGGUACCUGGUCACCAAGAUAAUGGCAACCGAUGCAGAUUCUGGUCAGAACGCUCGGCUCUUUUAUCAGAUGGUGAAAUCGACUACUCCCAAUUUGUUCAAUGUUGGGCGAAACUCCGGUGAAAUCAGAAUUGCGCGCAAUAUGUUGCAGUCCGACACCAUUGCUCAAACGCUCGUUAUCUUGGUUAAAGAUAACGGGCAGCCAAGCCUAUCAAGCACGGCUACAAUUUACAUUACAGUUUUGGAGAACAUCACUGAAAAUGUGUUUGGAAGUGACAGCUUAUUAAGAAGAUCAGAUCAGUUCACUGACUUAAAUAUGUAUUUAAUUAUUAUUUUCGGUUGUACUACCGCUCUCUUUCUAGUAAUGAUCAUUCUGCUCAUUGUCAUUAAAUGUAAACAGAACAUGAGUAUCCCCCAAGAAUAUAAUUCAAGACGCUUUUGUUACAACCGUGGAGAAUCGCACGAUACAUUUCACAGAACCCCUGUCAUGGAUGAAACGUUGCGCUAUCCUACGACUGGUCGAGUGGUCCGCGUGCCUGAGGCGAACACUUAUUCGGUUUGUCUGUCUCCAGAGUCGGCCAAGAGCGAUUUUCUCUUUAUGAAGCCCUACAGCAGUCCCACGUCUCAGGCCCAAUGCAUACUGAGAAAUCCUCCAGAGCAUCGCGAUGUACCGGCAGUAAAGAAACUAUUUCAAAAUGUAUUUGAUAAUCCCCGGGUGCCCUCAUAUUCUUACAUCAAUUGCGUUGGUGACAGUCCGCAUCAACAGACCACACCAGAAAAACAGGAGCAAUGUACGUUCCGAUUCAAGCCAAGAAGAAUUAACUUCAUGUUUUUUAUGAAUUCGCGAUGUAGAUUUUGCUCCAGUGAUUUCGUGGUAAGAGCUGUUUUAAGGUCUAAUCGAGCAGAGGCCUGCUUUUGGAAAAUAAUUCAGCGCGGAACAAUGGCGAAUUCGGAUAUCAGCAACGCCAUUGCUUUCAAAACGUUUACUUUCGUGAUGCUGGUGUGUGCACCCAGUCUGAUUUUCGGGCAAAUUCGCUAUUCUAUUCCCGAGGAAAUUAACGAAGGCGCAUUUGUCGGGAAUAUCGCCCAAGAUUUGGGAUUGAAUGUACAACAAUUGUCCGCACGCCAUUUUCGGCUAACCUCUGUUGACGGAGCGCAAUACAUAAAGGUAAAUUUAGAUAAUGCGAUAUUGUCUAUUCAUGAAAUCAUCGACAGGGAGCAUAUUUGCGGACAAGCAACUGUAUGUACCAUUCAUUUUAAAAUCAUACUGGAAAAACCUUUGGCAAUAUAUCGCGCGGAAGUGGAGAUUCUGGACGUAAAUGAUAAUUCUCCCACUUUUCCGGAGAGCAGCAUUAUGCUGCAGAUGUCUGAAGCGAUUGCACCAGGCGUCCACUUCCCCCUGGACAAUGCGCAAGAUCCGGACGUUGGCAUAAAUACGAUCGCUGCUUACACACUCAGCUCAAAUGAAUAUUUUAGUUUAAAAAGUCAGCGAACGGAGGAUGGUAUUCUAAUUGCCAAGUUACAACUGAAAAAACCUUUGGAUCGGGAAUUGCACUCGUCUUUUCAGCUGACGCUCACAGCGACUGAUGGUGGAAAGCCUCAGAGAUCCGGCACAGCACAGAUUUUAAUUACCGUAAUGGACAUCAAUGAUAAUCCCCCUAUAUUCGAUCACGAAAUUUAUAGAGUCAGUUUAAAUGAAGAUACACCUCCUGGUACCUUAAUGAUGAAAGUUAAAGCCACUGACUUGGACGAAGGGUUGAAUGCUGAUCUAACAUAUUCUUUCAACAAAUUAACAUCACCAAGAAUUCGCGAAAUGUUUAGUUUGGACCCCGACAUCGGGGAGAUUCGAACUAAAAGAGAGCUGGAUUUUGAAGAAGCAAGCAGUUAUUCCAUUGACAUUCAAGCCAUGGAUCACGGUUCUCCUACAAUUACCGGGCACUGCAAGUUAUUGAUCAAGGUAAUUGAUGUAAAUGACCACGCACCCGAGAUAAAAGUGACAUCAAACACGAACAACGUUCCGGAAAACGCACAGGUGGGAACGUUAAUAAUUUUAAUUAAUGUUAUUGAUCAGGAUUCUGAUGAAAACGGAGAGGUGCGCUGUGAGAUACCAAGUAACAUCCCAUUCACUCUUCAAAUGUCGUCGGAGAAUCAUUUCGAGUUGAUUACUAGUGAACCAUUGGACCGUGAAUCUGUUCCCGAAUAUAAAAUACACUUUGUAGCUUGGGACCUCGGGUCACCCUCACUGUCAAGCAAUAAAACCAUACAUGUCUUAAUUUCUGAUAUAAAUGAUAACGCACCGCGUUUUUCCGAAACCUCAUACAGCAUAUAUGUGAUGGAAAACAACGCUCCAGGGGUAUCUAUUUUUGCCGUGACUGCUUCGGAUCCUGACCUGGAUCAGAAUUCCUAUGUUUCUUACUCCUUCCUGCAAAAUUUUGUCCAAGAAUUCCCAGUGCCCAGCUACCUAGACAUCAAUUCGAUGACUGGCACAAUUUACACACUGCGCUCUUUUGACUAUGAGAAACUCAAAAAUGUGAAGAUUUAUGUUCAAGCCCGUGACGCUGGUGUACCUCCGCAAAGCAGCAGUGUUGCAGUGAAUGUGAUCAUUCUGGAUCAAAAUGACAACGUUCCAGUAAUAAUUUCACCUUCAGCGCAGAAUUCGUCAGCAUUACUGGAGAUCCUGCCACGGUCAGCGACCCAAGGGUACUUGGUCACGAAGAUAAUGGCAACUGAUGCCGAUUCCGGUCAGAACGCACGGCUGUUUUAUCAGAUGCAGAGUUCAAGUGAUCCCAGUUUAUUUAAUGUCGGUAAAAUCUCAGGUGAAAUCAGAACAGCGCGACGCAUCAUCCAGUCCGACAUCACAACACAAACUCUCAGCAUCGUGGCGAAGGACAAUGGGCAGCCGAGUCUCUCCAGCAGGGUAACAAUCCAAAUUGCAAUUCUUGCGAAUAUCACUGAGAGAAUGACCGAAAGUAAUAAGUUGGAAUCUAAUCGCCAACAUUACGCGGACCUGCAUCUUUACUUUAUCGUUAUUUUCGGCUGCACUUCCGUUCUCUUUCUUGUAAUCAUAAUUCUACUGAUUAGCAUCAAAUGCAAACAGGAUAGAAAUGUUAUCCAAGAGUAUAAUUCGCCCAGUUAUUGUCACAAACUUGGAGAUUCAAAUUAUACGUUCAAUCCAAGACCUGCAAUGGAGGAAACUUUACGCUAUCCUGGGACUGGCCGGAUGGUGCAAGGGCCACAAGUGCAGAGCUAUUCGGUCUGUCUUUCUCCGGAGUCAGCAAAAAGCGAUUUUCUUUAUUUGAAGCCAUGCGUCGCUCCCACAUCUCAACCCACGAAACACCUGAAGAAACACAACAUUGAAAAAUGGCACCCAGGUCCGACAGCUGGGUUUGAUGCCAAGGGCAUUGUAAAUGUGUAUUGUCCAGUUGGAGGAACAAUGGCGAAUUCGGCGAUCAACAACGUCGCUGGCUUCAUAAUUCUGGUAUGUACGACGGGACUGAUUUCUGGACAAAUUCGCUAUUCUGUUUAUGAGGAAAUGGAGGAAGGGGCUUUGGUCGGGAAUAUCGCUCAAGAUUUGGGACUGGCUAUACCGCAAUUGUCUGCUCGUAAAUUUCGGCUGAUUUCUGAUGGCGGAGGACAGUAUAUGAAGAUGAACGUGGAAAAUGGGAUAUUGUCUACGCGUGAAAAAAUCGACAGAGAACGUAUCUGUGGGCAAGCAACAAUAUGUACAAUUUCCUUUAAAAUAAUACUGGAAAAUCCUUUAGCGGUGCAUCGCGGGGAGGUGGAGAUACUUGAUGUGAACGACAAUGCCCCCGCAUUCAGGGGAGGAACGAUCGCCUUACAGAUUGUCGAAACGAUGACACCCGGGGUCGCCUACCCUCUGGAGAGCGCGGAAGACCCGGACGUUGGAAUAAAUACAAUCGCCUCUUACACUAUCAGUUCCAGUGACUACUUUAAUUUAAAGACACAGAGAACGGAUGAUGGAAUUAUAAUUGCUGAGUUGGUGUUAGAGAAACCUCUGGACCGAGAGCUGCACUCGUCCUUUCAGUUGGUUCUGACAGCGACAGAUGGUGGGACCCCUCAGAGAACCGGCACAGCUCAGAUCCUUGUUACUGUAGUGGACAACAACGACAAUCCUCCUGUAUUCAAUCAGAAUAUUUACAGGAGCCACCUCAGAGAAAACACACCCCUUGGUACCCUGGUGGCGCACGUUGAAGCCACUGACCUGGAUGAAGGGUUAAAUGCUGAGCUGACAUAUUCUUUCAGCAAACUAACUUCACAAAAAGGUCGGGAUUUGUUCAGCUUGGACCCCGACAGCGGGGAAAUUCGAACUGAAGGGGUUAUAGACUUUGAGGAAGCAAAAGGCUAUUCACUCAAUGUUCAAGCUGUUGACCACGGUUCUCCCGCCGCUACAGGGCAUGCGAAAGUGUUAGUCAAGAUAAUUGACGAAAACGACAAUGCACCCGAGGUAAAAGUGAUGUCUACCACGAACACAGUUCCGGAAAAUGCUUCGCCAGGAACUUUAAUAACAUUGGUCAAUGUUAUAGACGGCGACACUGGAGAAAAUGGGCAGGUUUCCUGCGAGAUUCCAAAGAACAUCCCAUUCAUUCUUCAAACGUCGUCGAUGAAUCAUUAUGAGUUGAUUACAAGUGAACCGUUGGAUCGUGAAUCUAUCCCUGUGUAUCAAGUAAACAUUGAAGCCUGGGAUCUGGGAUCGCCUUCACUAUCGACAAAUAAAACUAUUCAGAUUGUGAUUGCUGAUAUUAAUGAUAACGUACCACGAUUUGCUGAGCCAGCCUACAACAUAUAUGUGAUGGAAAACAAUGCUCCGGGGACUUCGAUUUUCGCAGUGACCGCGAUAGAUAGGGAUCUGAACCAGAAUUCAUAUGUUUCUUACUACCUGUUGGGAAAUCGCAUCCAAGACAUGCCACUGUCCACUCAGGUGAGCAUUAACUCAAUGAACGGCACUAUAUAUGCACUGCGCUCUUUUGACUAUGAGAAACUCAAAAACUUCCAGUUCCAUGUUCAAGCCCGUGACGCGGGGGUGCCUCCGCUGAGCAGCAGCACCACGGUGAAUGUGAUCAUCCUGGACCAAAAUGACAACGCACCGGUAAUUGGUUCACCAACAGAACAAAGUGGGUCGGCAGCAGUGGUGAUCCUGCCCCAGUCGGCGGCCCCUGGGUACCUGGUCACGAAGAUAAUGGCAAAUGAUGCAGAUUCAGGUCAGAACGCGAGGCUAUUUUAUCACAUGCAGAGUUCAAGUGAUCCCAGUGUGUUCAACGUUGGGAAAAAUUCUGGCGAAAUCAGAACCGCGCGGAAACUACUGGAGUCCGACGCCACCACACAAACUCUCGUCAUCUUAGUAAAGGAUAAUGGACAGCCGAGUCUCUCCAGUAUGGUUACAAUCCAAGUUACAAUUCUGGAGAAUAUCACUGAAAGAAUCGUCGAGAGUGAAACUUUGGUGACAAAUCGCGAAUAUUUGUCUGAUCUGAAUCUUCACUUGAUCGUCAUUUUCGGUUGCACGUCUGUGCUCUUUCUCGUGAUCAUCAUUCUGCUGAUCAGCAUCAAAUGUAAACAAGAUGGAAAUAGCAACCAAGAGUAUAAUUCUACCAGUUGUUGCUGCAAACCUGGAAAUUCUGACGAUGCAUUUGCUCGGAGGGCUGCAUUGGAGGAAACGUUACGUUAUCCAGGGACUGGCCGGCUAUCCCGCGUGCCAGAGGCGCAUAAUUACUCGGUCUGCCUGUCUCCAGAAUCGGCCAAAAGCGAUUUUCUCUUCUUGAAGCCUUGCGGAACUCCGAUGUCUGGCCUCAAUCCUAAUAUUGCUUAACGCCGAUAUGUAACAUAAUCCUUGCCAAGUGUUCUCAAGUUCAUGUUCUAGCGGCAGAAUUAGGUCAAUUCGUCCAUCAAGUAUACUCUGCCAUUCAAUUAUGGUUGAUCUAUCUUCACCUCUGAACCCCAUUCUCAUGUUUUCACCAUAUAACCAUAUAACAAUUGCAGCGCGGAAACAGGCCAUCUCGGCCCUACAAGUCCGUGUCGAACAAUUAUUCCCCCUAGUCCCAUCUACCUGCGCUCAUACCAUAACCAUCCAUUCCUUUCCCAUCCAUGUUUUCUUCCCAUAACUUUUCUAAUCAAGAAUUUGUCAUUCUCCACCAUAGAAAUAUCUAUUGACUUGGCCUCCACAGCCGUUUCUGACGUUUCGACUUCCACGGAUUCACCACUCUCUGACUAACGAAAUUAAAACAAAAUCUAAGACUGGGAAUGAUUAUUCGAGAAUUAUGCAAGAAAGUAUCCCCUUUCCAAUGCCUUUUGUUUUCGGUUAAAAUGAGUGGAUGUCAGUAGUAGUAAUGAUCAUAAAUAAAUUAUCUAGUAAAUUGUAUUCACACGUCUGAAGCUUGUUCUGUUCACACUGAGGGUAAAUAUUCGCUCAGGUACAUAACUUGCAAAUCUGUUUCGUCUCUGUGUAUACACUACAACAUAUUUGGCGGGCAGACAAUUUAAGAGACAUGUAGACUGAUUG